GCCGAAGCUGUCUGUGAUUGGCGGAGGGGCGCGUUGCUCGUGCAAGUUUGAGGAGGCACUUCACAAGUUCGCAAGUUGGAUGAGGAGACCCAGAAGUGUCCGCUGUAUCUGAGACUGCGGGCCUUGAAAUAACCACGGAGUCGGACACAGUCUCUCGGGCGGGGGUCAUGUCCGGCGGCAGCGCUAACAACAGCUGGACCAUCGUCACUCCUGAGGAGACUGUUGCAGAAACCCUGCGGCCUUUAGCAGAGGGGACAGAGAAUCAUGGAGGAAGCCUCACAUCUGCCGCAGUUUGUGGGGAGAAGCGGCCUGCCGACUGUGCACAGUCUGCAGAGGGGCUCCCUGUGGAGGGCCACCUGUUAUCAGAAGAAGAAAAACCUUCAGCGCUAAGCGGAGACACGAGCGCAGAGCAACACCGUCCCGCCGCCGACAGCGACGCGUCCGUUCCCCGCUGCGACGAGCUCAGCCAGUCAGCGGGCCAGCCUGGGCCCGCGGCGUCGACGGGCCCCGACACGGAUUCAUUUUCUGACACCUACGCCCACAUAGCCCCCUCCCCCGAUGAGCCCUCGGCCUCGCUGCCGAGCACAGAGACUCUGGGAGGGGUCGAGUUGACGCAGGAAGAAGAGCGUCUCGCAGAGGAAGGAACGCGGCGUCAGCUGGACAGGGAGGAGCUACAACAGGAAGGGGAGGAGUCAGACCUGUCUCCUAAACCAGCUGACUUAUGGAAACAGGCAGUGUACUUGGUGGACCAGCUAGUUAUGGAAUGGUUCUGUAUCUGGGCCAGGAAGUUGUCUGGAGAGGCUGUGGUUGAGGAAGGUGAUGGGAGAUCCGAGAAGACGGGAGAAGAGGCGGAGCCAGAGCCGAGGAGGAGGUCUGUCCUAGCUGCUCUGGAGCGGAUCGGAAGGUCAGAAGAGGAGGAGGAGGAAGUAGAGGAAGAGUUCCGGCCUCCCCAACGGGAGGACGACGACGACAGCGGGUUCUCUGUGAACAAAUGCAUUCUGGCUGUUGUCAUUCUGUUAGGCCUGGGCACCAUCUUUUUCUCAGGUGUCUUCAUGAACCUGGAUGAGGAGAGUGAUUAUGGUACUAUGGAGCAGAAAGAUGCAGAAGAACCAAGAAAACGGGAGUGGCUUAAUCCUGAGGUUCCUCCGCCCCCAGUAGAUGCUGACAGUUCAGAGCUUCUAAAUAACUUGGCCAAAGGGAGCCAGCAGAUUUCUUUGCUGCAGGCGCAACUUCAGGAACAGAAAGAGGAGCUAAAAGUAGCGAAGCUGCAGGCUGAGGAGGGGGUGAAGGAGCGACUGCAGUGGGAGGAGAUGGAGAAGGAAAACAGUAGGUUGAAGAAAGAGAUGGCAUCUCUCCCUGUCCUUCAGAAAGAGAACGAGAGGAUGAAGAGGGAGCUGGAGAGUGCCCCGGCCCUACAGAAAGAACUAGAAUCACUGAGAUCCACUGUGACUGAAUUGAAACUCGCUUCAGCAGCCAGUGAAGCAGCUGUGAAGUCUGUCACGUCGCCCCCCAGUGGUCAGCCAGGGAACGGCACCCAGGCCUCAGCCGUAUCUAAAGAGAGACAGCCUAAGAAGCAAUGGGAUGAUGAGAAGAGGAAAGAUGUAAAGAAGGAUCACAUAAGCCAGAAGAAGAAGGAGGUGAAAGAGGGAGAGGUGUUUGAAUGGAAGGAAGGAAAGAAAAGGGAACGCAAAGGUGAAGAUAAAACAGAAUGGCAACAGGGCAAUGCGCAAGGAAAGUUUGACAAGGAGACAGAUAAGGGAGGUAAGCAAAAGCAUCACAGUGGUGAGACAAAACAAUGGAAGGACAAAGAGGGGAAGAAAGAAAAGACAGGCAGAGAGGAUGAGGGAAAGUCGUGGAAGUAUAAGGAAGGGAAGAAAGAGUGGAUAGAAAAGAGUGAGAGAAAAGAAAAGGAGGCUAAAGAUUGGAAAAAGACAAGUCAUGAGAACAAGAAAGAGGCUAAACAAUGGAGAGGUAAGGAGGAAAAGAAAGAUUGGAAGGGAGGAAAAGACCAUGCAGGGAAGCACAAGGAGGAAUGGAAGAAGGGGAAGGAUGUAUUUGAAGCAAGUUUGAAAAAAGACUGGAAAGAAAAAGAUGAGAAGAAAGAGUGGAAGAAAAAAGAUGGUGACUGGAAGAGUAAAAACGUCAAAGGUGGUGGUAAAGAAGGGAAGGGAAAGGAUGACAAGAAGCCGUGGGAGGAGAGCAAGAAUCAUGGCAAGGAGAGGAAGGGCUGGCAUGAGAAUGAACAGAAGGAUAAAAAUGGGAAAGAUGAGCGAAAACGGGGUGAAAAGACCGAAGAAUCGCGGAAGGGAGGAGCAGCAGGAGGAGGAGGGGGGGAUCGGCACAGGGACGGAUCACGCUCCCACGGCCACAAAGAAGCGCACCGGUGGGGCGGCGGCGGCGGCGGCGAGCAUCCUCACACGCACAGCCGACCGUCCCCGGGGCAGCCCGAGUACUGGCUCCAGCAGAGACUCCGCCUGCAGCGCCGCCCCGAGCCGCCGCGGCAGUGCGGCUCGUCGGAGACGUGCGCCCGCGCCGAGGGGCUGCUCCCCGUCACCUUCCCAGAGUUCCGGGCCCUCCUCCAAACUUACCUCGCCAAGGCGGAGGAGGCGGGAGCGGACGGCUACGAGAGGGGGGAGCUCGACAAGCUGGCCUCCGAGUUCUUCUGGGACGGAGUCUUUGCUCACGACCAGACGAGCUUUCGGGAGUUCGUCGAAGACCUGGGAGAUAUUCUGGAGGACCUGGUGGAGGGAGAUGAUGACGAAGACAACGAAGACGCGGUAGGAGGAGAGGAUAGUGACGCGGAGGAAGAAAUGGAGGAGUUCGAAAGGGAAGCGAUGGAAAGGUUUUCGGCGCCGCGGGCCGUGGAGGAGGUGGGGGGGUCCAAAGGGGAGUGGAGGAAGCAGAGUGGACCAGGACGUGGCUGAAGUGAUGGCUGAAAGGAAUGGCUGACCUAUGAAAGGCCAUUUAUUUCACAUCAAUUACUCUCCUCGCUUUACUUUGCCUUUUUGAAGGAAACAUUCUUUUUUUUUUCAAUCGAGGAAAGUCAGGAUGUUGUGGAAAAUAUCGAAAACUGAGCUUUCUUCAGGGAGUCAAGGUAACCGCGUUGUGAGUAAUUGAUAAACAAAUGGCCGUUUUGUGGGUGAAGUAGGAAAGCCGCCAUGACGGAUGAGGGGUUCUUCAAAGGGAACAUUUUACAUUGGACCACCAACGCUUACAAGCCUACAUUCAUCAUCCUGUCGCCCUUUUUUACAGGAUCUCAUUUGGCCCCUUUCACAGGGCCAAGAAGUUCAACUUAAAGCGUUUGGGUUCGUUCUGUAUUUUACUCAUGCACACAAAGUAGAAGUUACUAAAGAUUGUGCUUUUCAUUUAAAUAACGUUCUGAGAUGAACUCAAGACGGGAGGAGAUAAGAGGCUACAGCUAUUACUGACGCAUAAUGCAUGCAUUAAACCGCCCUCGCCUGCUGGUUCUUGUGCUUAAUCCAUUAAAAAAAAAAAAACACAUCUGUACAAUUUAGCAACUGAGCACCAUCAGCUAAACUUUUGGGGUGCAGGAAUAGAUGCUGUAUAGUCUUAUAAAAACCCACCUGGGCCUCUGCGAGCUGCUCUGAUGACGUCUGUCCACUGGUACCUACAGUCGGCCAUCUUUAUGUACGGAGCGCUUGGCCUGUAACGCCCUACGUCUGUAGAAAGGGUUACGUGAACUGCUGAAUAUUUUGUGUUUUUUAGAAUAGUCUGCAUAGGUUUUUUUUGUUUUGAAUGUACAUAAUGCAUCAAAUGUUUUGAAAACUGCAGAAAUAUAUAAUUAACUUAUUUUACAUGGGUGGCAAUUAAGUAAAUACACACGAUUGGUUGUCACGUAAGAUAUUGACAUGUUGAGCAUGUUUCUUUUCAGGUACUGAACCCCCAUGCACUGAGCAUUUUCUUCUAUUUAAUUAGAGUUUCAUCAUAAAUUUGACAUUUGUCUUAAAUGGUCUGGUCACGGCAAAAAAUCCUGUUUUUCUUGGCGUCUGUUUACACGAUAAUUUAUUAACUCCAGGGCCUUCAGCCUCACAGAAAGUCUUCUGCUGUUGCUUUGUGGCUGCGUAGAGAACUAUUCUUUCUUUUUAGGACGUUAAUGCUCUCUGUGACUGUCCCAAGAGCACAAUAAUAAAGAACUCUGAUAUGA
Pungitius pungitius (ninespine stickleback) is the source of this 4165-nucleotide messenger RNA. It is a transcript of the gene pbxip1b, whose product is annotated as pre-B-cell leukemia homeobox interacting protein 1b. The transcript has 12 exons. Lineage: Eukaryota; Metazoa; Chordata; Actinopteri; Perciformes; Gasterosteidae. Gene Ontology annotation, cellular component: membrane. Bases 168 to 2924 code for a protein of 918 amino acids. The record is from RefSeq and is a predicted model, not a curated record.